Molecule: messenger RNA, 958 nt
Organism: Malus domestica (apple)
Lineage: Eukaryota; Viridiplantae; Streptophyta; Magnoliopsida; Rosales; Rosaceae
Source: RefSeq, a predicted model, not a curated record
AACCUCACCUUCUCCAACGUCCAAGUUAAGGCCUCCGGACCCUUCGUCAUUCUUGGAAACUUGAAGAAGCUCAGGUCAGUCACCAUCUCCCAUGCCAAUUUAAUCGGUAACAUUCGGAAACACAUGAAUUUAAACCUUACCCACAUCGAUUUUUCCGGCAAUAAGCUUCGGGGAAAGAUACCCAGUUCCCUUACACUCCUCGAAAACCUCAAAACCUUAAACCUGUCCUCCAAUUCCAUCAAUGGAGAAAUACCUACUUCGAUCGGGGACCUGAUUUCGCUAAAGAACGUGUCUUUGUCCUCAAAUUCUUUAUCCGAUGCCAUCCCGGAGUCGAUUUCAGUAAUCUCGGACUUAGUUCAUCUUGAGGCAGGGAUUUGCAGUGUGUUGGUGCGUGGCGAGGGAGGGAGGAAGUUCAGGGAGUCUCGUGCAAUGCGUGGGAUUUGCAAGGAGGAAGAAGGUAGCACGAGGAAGAAGAGGUUGAAGUUCUAUAGGGCGGCGGAAAAAGCUUCCCAAACCCAAAGGAUUAUUGGUUGCAGACAAGCACGGAGGAGAUGGGAUAGAGCCGAGGAAGAGAUGCGGUUAUUGGCCUAAGCUUUGCCCAUAUAGUUGGGGAGAGAGAAUGGUGCGAGCGAAAGAGUGUUGGGGGGCGGGAUGGUGGGGAAUUUGGGGAAGAAGCGGAUUUGGGUUUUUUUUUUGUUUGUAAAUAAGUUUUCUUUAAAUAAUUUUUUAAAAUUUUUAAAUUUUUAGCCACGUGGCACAAAUGUGGUAGCCACGUCAGCACAAAUGGGCCCCUCAUAUUUGACACGUCAUCACUUAACGGCCAUUCUACCAGAUUAUGUAACGGAUUGUAUGAAAUUGCAACUAAAUCAUAUUUAAGGUAUGAAAUUGAAAUGUUUUAAAGAUAUCGUAAGGAAUUGAAAUUGACCUCAAACUUGAGGAGGUAAAAUGUAAUUUACCC